ACGCUACGGGGAGUAGCAGUGCCUGAGCGCGCUCAGUGCGAGUGAGGAGUCGUCCCGCAGCGUGCGACGAUGCUCCCGGGAGCAGCAACAUGAUGGACACCGCCGGCAGCCUAGGCCGGCCGCGCACGGCGGCUGCGGCGGCCGCCGCAGCCGCCGCGGCUGCCGCGCGGCUCGACACUUACGACCAGGAGCUGGGGGUGUCCGAGGCGCCGCACUUUCAGAACGGAUUCGCCAUGCACACCCCCCACCCGCACGUGUCGGCUGCCGCCGCGGGAUAUACGGCCGCCGUGGCCAGGGACUUGCUGUUUCGCGGCGCUACGGACCUGGGGCCGCCGCCUCCGCACCACCACCAUCACCACGCGGCGACCGCCGCCGACGGCAUGUUUAUGCACCAUCAUCACCACCACGCGGCCGCGCAGGACCUCUAUUCGUCGCGACUGCCGCUCACUGCGGCCGACGUGUAUCGCGGCGAAGCGUUCCAGCCGCGGCCCGAGCCCGUGUACGCGACUUCGAUGGGGGGCCAUCCGCACGGAGCCUUCUUCCGCUACAUGCGGCAGCCAGUGAAGCAGGAGCUGACCUGCAUGUGGGUGGAGCAGCCAGCCAUCCACCACCACCACCAUCCGCAUCACCCGCAUCACGCGCAGCUGAGCAGCAACAGCCCGCGCAAGCCGUGCGGCAAGAGCUUCUCGUCCAUGCACGAAAUCGUGACGCACCUGACGGUGGAGCACGUGGGGGGACCCGAGUGCACCAACCACGCCUGCUUCUGGCAGGACUGCGUGCGCAACGGCCGCCCAUUCAAGGCCAAGUACAAGCUGGUCAACCACAUUCGCGUGCACACCGGCGAGAAGCCGUUCCCGUGCCCGUUUCCCGGCUGCGGGAAGGUGUUCGCGCGGUCUGAGAACCUCAAGAUCCACAAGCGAACGCACACAGGUGAAAAGCCGUUCAAGUGCGAGUUCGAAGGCUGCGACCGGCGGUUCGCCAACUCGUCGGACCGCAAGAAGCACUCGCACGUGCACACCUCGGACAAGCCGUACAACUGCAAGAUCCGCGGCUGCGACAAGAGCUACACGCACCCGAGCUCGCUGCGCAAGCACAUGAAGGUGCACGGCAAGUCGCCGCCCCCGUCGCCCUCAUCGUCGUCCGCCUCGGGCUACGAGAGCGACCCGGGGGCGGCCGGCAUCACCGCAGCGAGCCUCGGCACCGUGACAGGCUCUUGCAACGCCGCGAAUCCCGCCGUCGGCGCGCUGGCCGGGACGCCGCUGCAGCCGCUCGGGCUGUCCGCGGCCUCCCACCAGCUGGCAGCGCCGGCAUCGACGGCGCUGAACGAGUGGUACGUGUGCCAGACCGGAGGCAUGCCCACGCCGCCCAGCAACGAGCACUCGCCGCUGGGCGGGCCGCCACAUUCACACCACCUGGCGCCACCGCCGCCACCGUACUGACCCCGGCUGACGGGGGCGACAGGCUUCUGAGGACCCCCGCCACAAAAAGCGUGGACCCCUACUUCGGCAACACCGGCGCGCCGUCGCCAAGAGACGCAGCGGCGAGCGACCGCAGCGUUCACAAACGCGGUUACAUCUGCCGCACAGCCGCCGCACUGCGGCGACACGGAUCCACCGCGUGAAGAGCGCCACCGCCGCGGUUAAAACUUCGUCCUCUCGUGCUACGACGGGCACAAGUAAUGCGAGUGUCCAAGUUGGAAUCACCGCUCACCCGGAAUGAAGAGCGCAAGGCGUCGUUGAAAAGCGGUUCCUUCCUUCGUCAGCGCGUCGUGUCUCUCUGCUCCAUAAAACGAACUCCGCAUGCUCGCGAGCUAUGGAGAGCAAGGCGACGCCUGAUGAAAACAAAGACUGACCAAUGAGCGCGGUCACUGUAUAGAGUGCGACAACGUUGUCCAGCGAGAAAGUGGAAAAUACUCUGCGUACACUGUUGUAACGCUUCCGCUACCGUUCUUGCACCACCGAGGCAGUAGAAUACGUGUCAGUGGCAGUCGCAAGUUACCACACAGUUGCGGCGCACGGUAGCGGUGACGUGACAACAUGGUACAAGGAGGGCUGCGAUUAAUGAAAAUCCGAUAUUGCGGUGAUGUGCAGCAUGUGCGCAGUGUCACUGUUGCGCGUUCUAGAAACACGCACUGGCACCGCGCACUUGCCACGCGCCGUGAGUGGAUCGGAUUUCCGUUGUGCUGCUAUUUUUUUCAAUGACUCGUUGGACAACGAACGCGAGAUCGCGUCUGCCUAUUCGCCUCUCUUUUUUUUUUUUUUCUCGGUGCACGCCACAGCACAUCCACGCGGCUUGUCACUUCUUCAGCUGCGCCAAAAAAUACAUGCAAAUUCGUACUGCGUCACGUAACAACGAUGUACUGUAUACGUGGCCUUUUCGUCCUCACAGCUUUCAGUUCGGCGUUAUUUGAUGCGUGAGGUUCGUGGUCUACAAAAGAAUUGCUGAACGCCUGCCACCUUCUUCAGAUUUAUAAGCUUGAGGACGGGGGUUCGAUUCCCGGCCAGAGCGGCCGCAUUCUGUGCGGGGUGCAAAAAUACCCGUAUACUUUGAUUAAGUUACUCGUUCAAGAACCAAUACUAAUAAUACCCCUUACUACGGAAUGCCUCGUAAUCAUGUCCUGGUUUUGGCACGUGAAACUGCUGGAUUUUAAGUAUAUUUUCUUUGCCUCUAGUAAUGUGCAGGAAGCAGGUCAUAAGGAUUAGAAGAUGUUAUGACUGCAAUAGUGGCGCUUUCAUAAUCUCAUUAUGCGCACGGGCCCGCUUAAUUUAGUGGUUAACAGGUGCUUACAUCGAGAAAACACGCAAGAACAAUCCGGACUGCUCCAGUGGGGGGUUUUUUUAGCAUUAUCUUUGUCAGAUCAUCAGAAAUCAUCGAAAGAAAAAGAUGCGAAUUUUUUGGCGCAGCAGUAAAAGCGUCACACAUUUGCUAACACCAAGCGUGACAAGUAAAACGCUGGAUGCUUGAGAAUGAGACUUUCACCGCUCGUGAUUUUGUUUAGAAUCUCUUGCGUCCAAAAUAAGUGUACAGAUAUGCGUGUUUCCGUAUGCGUGCGUAUGUGUAUGUGUGUUUUCUGUUGUUUACCAUGCCUUGCCCGACAGAUAUUGCUAAGUGUACGAAUGAAAACAGAAAAAGAAAAUCUUCUGUUCUUUUUUUUUUUUUUUGUGAUAGAGAUGGUUUUGUCCUACAUGUAUAACCAUGCCGCUUCUGCCAUUUACGUUGAGCCGAACCGGCGACCUCAGGACGAUCACACGUGUACGUCUGCUCCCGUGCGCAAAGAAAUGUGUGAACAUAAAAACACGAGCUUAAACGAGAUACAUUUGGCACCACCACGGAAGUUUGAAACAAUAACACGACCUUUAGCAGGCCAGACAGAAACAAAAAGAGGAAGUCUACGUAUGCAAAUGCGUCGCUGGUCUCACAUAGGUGAAAUGGCGUCUGUUUAGUAACUCACAGAGGCAAGAUGGUCUUCAUUUUGGCAUUCAAAUCGGAAUCAUUACAGCGUGAAAAAAAAAAAAGAACAGACAAAAGAAAACAAGAAAUCCAUGACUCAUCAGAAGAAAACCGCUUCAGCAGACGCCUGUAAUUUGUCUCGCACAAGAUUUACAAGCAAAAAACAAAGAAAGUGAAAACUGGCGAGGUAAAGACAUAGAACUGAGUGCAGGCUUUAACCGUGAAACAGGUUAGCUUGAUAGGACCGCUUGAUCUUCUACUUAUGAGAUGGGCGACUUGCCGAUAUUUUGCAACUUGGGAACAAAAGAAAUGGAAUGUUUGCACGUAUUGUUAAUAAACACGUGCGAGAAUAAUAUUGGCUAGACGAGAGACUUAGUAUUCACAACUUCUAUCUGUCUUGCCAAAUGCCUCUUGCGUUUCGAAUUCAUCCCUGAAGCGAUCCGGUAUUUCCUUUUUCUUAAUUCCGUGACGAAAAACAGGAAGACAAGUAGCUGUGUCAUUUCAUUUCUCAUUCGGCCAGAAUUAAUAAUUAAAUUAACCCCUAAUUGAUGACCAAGUCUGACGAUAAGUAGAAGCAAACAGAUACCAAAUGUUUCUAAGAUUAAAUCAAAACGCAGAAUGAGGCGAGCUGGUUAAAUCCUGUAGCAGUUUAUCGGCACAGUCAUUUAUCAUUCAUCGUCGCUGUCGGUUCACGUGGCAAGCAUUUUCCUUAUCUCGCAGAUUGGGCGUAGGCAAGUUGACGCGUAAGGCAGAGAGAGAGAGAGAGUAACGAAGAGGAAAGGCAGGGAGGUUAACCAAGUUUUGGCUCGGUUGGCAGACAUUGUUAAACGGACACUGGCGGUGAAAAAUAGAUCGGGUUAAACAUGGACUUGUCUGAAUCUACCCUCACAAAAUUUUUUUCUUGAAAUUCUAUGGGCUCUCUGCAAACAGCGUAUGGAUCUGGCCUUGUCCUUUCAACCAACUUUCAACAAUUAAAAUGUACUACAUAAAUUGGUAAGCUGCAAAUGAAAUUAACGUCAUAUGUAGAAGCGAAGAAGCUUGUAAGAUGCCCGUAGAAGACAGUAUCCAUACCUCAAGGGCUCACCGAGUUUCUUGUUCGCAGGAAAAACAACAUUAGUGUCAAAAUUUACAAAUAAAAGCCAGAUUUUCCGUCUGUAACUUUUCUUCACAUUCAUAUACCACCGUAGCGCCAAGGUAUUUCCGCGAUAAAACAGAUUUCGCGGGAUUUCACCGAACGGUAUCCCUUCUAAACUUUCAGUGGAAAAUGCCUAUUAUAAAUGCCAGGGCGACUCGCUUUUUUUCUUCUUUGUUUUCUUUUCUUUUCUUAGUAGUGACGCUAUGUUUUUCAACACUCAUCAGUCAUUCGGCCUCAGUAUGACGCUGCCACAAACUGUGACGUUACACGAAGAUGAUCCGGGAAUUAUAACCGGACGUCGCCACAGGCGUUUCGCUUUCACGGCGUUUCCUUGCGUGCCUAUAUAGAAUGUAUUGCCUCAGUGACAGAUAAAUAUUCAGUGUGUCAGUAUUGCAGUCUGCCAGGCUAACUGCUCCAUAUUUUUCGCCUUUAGUGUCCUUGUAUAAGCGACAUUCACUACCUCAGACGUUGCGAAGCGAAGGUCGCGGGUGCGACAGCACUAGCGCGACUUCGUGGCGCAGCGAAUAAGUAUUGACACUUCCCUGUAUACCGCAAUUGUGGUGGCGACAUCGAGAGCAUGGUCGCUUUCGAAGCUCGUGACGUCAUUUCGUGGUGGGCGGUGUACUCCUUACACGUGUUGCUUCGAUUUACGGCAGCGAACGUGGCGCCACGAAUUAAAUGUGAGAGUCGAUGACCCGAGUGUUCUAUUUUGACGGUGGAUGUGUACUUAACAGUGACGCACGUAUACAAUAUUACCGGAGUGAAAAAAAAAAAAGUUAUUUCCUCGGCGCGCUCCUUAAGUCAGGGCACGUGAUAUAAUUAAAGUCAGUCAUCUUUUGAUUAUGUGUAAUUACGUGACGAACGAAAAACAAACAAACAAAACAAUACCGUGUUCCAAAACGCUCGAAAAAACAAAGAACUGCCACUAGUCUUCCAAGAGCCAACGUCGAUCUUAUUAUUAUAGCGCCACCUAUUACAACUGCGCUUCUUUGUUAUAGCUUGCCAAAAUUUAUCCUGCGACAAGUUGCAGAAUUGUCGAUGUCGCUCGAGUCUUCCUCUUGCUUAUUUACUUCUGUUUUAAAGUAACAAGAACAUAGUCUCAAAAUCGCGAAUGUUUCAACUACAGAUAGGCUUCUACACUAUAAAUCCACGCUUAAAGAGAAUUGUGACACUUGUGCUACUUAAUAAUGUCAAUUCAUAGUGGUUAGUCAAGGAAAUCAUUCUACUCUCUCUUCUGGCUGUCUACUUCUAGUGUUCAAAAAAAGAAAAAAAAAUCACGCUGAACGAAAGUAUACACUGUACUGUUCAGUGCGUUUACGAGCAACGAAAACUGUUUUCAUGUUUCAAAGAUGAAAAAAAAAACAGUUCCAAAGGAGACGAAGCACAAGCGAAGAAACACGCAGGACGAGUGCUGUCCUCGAUUUGGAAUCGAGGUGACAAAAUCGAGAGCGUUUCUUCGCUUGUUGUUCGUCUCCUUUGGCGCUGUUUUCCCCUUUUUAAAGAAUGUGUAACCAAGUAGCCAGUUGAACCACACUUCUGUUUUCAUGCGCGCAAACUGAACAGCGAAAAAAUUUAAGAAAACAUAAAUGCGAAACAAGAGCCUAAAGCGUUUGGUCUUAGGCCUUCGAAAAAGAGAAUGGAAUAUAAAGAAGAAAAGAAAAGAAAGAAGACGGGCACGUUUAUUAUCUGCUUAUCGACAGAAAACCCAGUCAAAAAAAAAAUUCUGUCAUCUACGAGACUGGUCGCUAAAGAAACACGCGUUUUCUUUUUGUUUUUUUUGUUUUUUUUUGUUUUUUCAUGCCUGUGUAUUAUAGUCAAAGGCUGGCAAGCGACGGAGCACUUCACCUCGUAUGCGCGUACAGUCCUUGCCAAAAGUAUCUGUCACAGCGCUUACGACGGGAGGCAUCUCGAAGUAAUAUUUAUGCUCGGUGUGUCACAUUAUACGAGCUAAGUCAUUUUUCAGUAUCUUCGUGGCUUUACAAUAGGUAAUUCUGUAUGAUGUAGCUCAGUGGCCAUGGCACUAUGCCGCUGAGACGAGGUCGCAGGUUCGAUUGCCCGCCGCGCAGGCCGGUUGUUGAUGCUGGCAGAGGGCAUAACAUGCCACUACGGAUUUCAGUUUAUUCCAGGAAGCCUAUAGACGUACAAAAUUUCAGUAAGUCUUUAGAUGUACAAAUUUUUGGAAAGCGCCAGGCGAAUAAUUUGUUAUGUACACCCUGCUACAUACGUUUACGGCACAUGGGCUCCACGUCAAAUGUGAAUUUCUGUCCUCCUAAAUGCAUCACGCUCCUAAUGUAAUGGAAAACUGUGUAGGUCGCAAAAGCACUGCUCGGCUGCUUACCUAAAGGACGCGGGUUCGAUCCCGGCAGCGGCAGUCGCAUUUCGAUUGAGGCAAAAUGCUAUAAACCCGUGUACUUAGAUUGAGGUGCACGUCAAAGAACCCCAGGUGAUCGAAAUUUCCAAAGCCCUCCGCAAUGGCGUGCCUCAUAAUCAUAUCUUGGUAUUGGCGUGCACAAACGCCAGCAAUUGUUAUUAAUGCUGAAAGAGGUAUACUACUGGACGAAACUUUUAAUCACAGGUUGUUCCCAAGCUAAGCGGGAAUUCAUGUUUUCGAAAAUCCAAAGUAACCGUAAUACUUCGUUGCUAGGUGUACUUACAACUUUCA
This is a messenger RNA of Rhipicephalus sanguineus (brown dog tick), 7247 nucleotides long. RefSeq names its product zinc finger protein ZIC 4. The record is from RefSeq and is a predicted model, not a curated record. NCBI's taxonomy places the organism in Eukaryota, Metazoa, Arthropoda, Arachnida, Ixodida, Ixodidae. The transcript is spliced from 2 exons. Gene Ontology annotation, molecular function: DNA-binding transcription factor activity, RNA polymerase II-specific; RNA polymerase II cis-regulatory region sequence-specific DNA binding. Gene Ontology annotation, cellular component: nucleus. Gene Ontology annotation, biological process: central nervous system development; regulation of transcription by RNA polymerase II. Bases 90 to 1439 code for a protein of 449 amino acids.